Molecule: messenger RNA, 5049 nt
Organism: Catharus ustulatus (Swainson's thrush)
Lineage: Eukaryota; Metazoa; Chordata; Aves; Passeriformes; Turdidae
Gene: PTPN11
Product: protein tyrosine phosphatase non-receptor type 11
Exons: 16
Coding region: 75-1856 (593 amino acids)
Biological process (GO): protein dephosphorylation
Molecular function (GO): protein tyrosine phosphatase activity
Source: RefSeq, a predicted model, not a curated record
CCGGGACCCCCAUGUGAGCGGCGGGCGGCGCGGGGGGGCCGGCGCACCGCGACCCGCCGGGGCCACGGGGGAAGAUGACAUCGCGGAGAUGGUUUCAUCCAAACAUCACUGGGGUGGAGGCAGAAAACCUGCUGUUAACAAGAGGAGUUGAUGGCAGCUUCCUGGCACGGCCCAGCAAAAGUAACCCAGGAGACUUCACACUCUCUGUUAGACGAACUGGAGCUGUCACCCACAUCAAGAUCCAGAACACAGGUGACUACUAUGACCUCUAUGGGGGAGAGAAGUUUGCCACCCUGGCUGAGCUGGUCCAGUAUUACAUGGAACACCAUGGGCAGCUCAAGGAAAAGAAUGGAGAUGUCAUCGAGCUGAAAUAUCCCCUCAACUGUGCUGACCCCACGUCUGAAAGGUGGUUUCAUGGGCAUCUCUCUGGGAGAGAAGCUGAGAAACUCUUGACAGAGAAAGGGAAACAUGGGAGUUUCCUGGUGAGGGAGAGCCAGAGCCACCCUGGGGACUUUGUCCUUUCUGUGAGGACGGGGGAUGACAAAGGAGAGAGCAACGAUGGCAAAUCCAAAGUGACACACGUCAUGAUCCACUGCCAGGAUCUCAAAUAUGAUGUUGGUGGAGGGGAGAAGUUUGACUCUCUGACAGAUCUGGUGGAACAUUACAAGAAGAACCCCAUGGUGGAAACUUUGGGCACUGUAUUGCAACUCAAACAGCCCCUGAACACCACCAGGAUCAACGCUGCAGAGAUUGAGAGCCGGGUGAGGGAGCUCAGCAAACUGGCAGAGACCACAGAUAAGGUCAAGCAGGGCUUCUGGGAAGAGUUUGAGACCCUGCAGCAGCAGGAAUGCAAACUCCUCUACAGCCGUAAGGAAGGGCAGCGCCAGGAAAACAAGAACAAAAAUAGAUACAAAAACAUUUUACCCUUUGAUCACACCAGAGUUGUUCUCCACGAUGGUGAUCCCAAUGAACCUGUUUCAGACUAUAUCAAUGCUAAUAUUAUUAUGCCUGAAUUUGAAACCAAGUGCAACAACUCAAAGCCAAAAAAAAGUUACAUUGCUACCCAAGGCUGCCUGCAGAACACGGUGAAUGAUUUCUGGAGGAUGGUGUUCCAGGAGAAUUCCAGAGUUAUUGUCAUGACCACGAAAGAAGUGGAAAGAGGAAAGAGCAAGUGUGUGAAGUACUGGCCUGAUGAAUAUUCCCUGAAGGAGUACGGAGUGAUGCGCGUGCGGAACGUGAAGGAGAGCGCGGCACACGAUUACACCCUGAGGGAGCUGAAGCUUUCCAAAGUUGGCCAGGGGAACACGGAGAGGACGGUGUGGCAGUACCACUUCCGCACCUGGCCCGACCACGGCGUCCCCAGCGACCCCGGCGGCGUCCUGGAUUUCCUGGAGGAGGUGCACCACAAGCAGGAGAGCAUUCCUGAUGCAGGACCUGUGGUGGUUCACUGCAGUGCUGGGAUUGGGCGAACAGGAACUUUCAUUGUCAUUGACAUCCUGAUUGACAUCAUCAGAGAGAAAGGGGUGGAUUGUGACAUCGAUGUCCCCAAGACCAUCCAGAUGGUGAGGUCCCAGCGCUCAGGGAUGGUGCAGACAGAGGCUCAGUACAGGUUCAUUUACAUGGCAGUGCAGCACUACAUCGAGACCCUCCAGCGCAGGAUCGAGGAGGAGCAGAAGAGCAAGAGGAAAGGUCACGAGUACACAAACAUUAAAUAUUCGUUAUCGGACCAGACGAGUGGGGAUCAGAGCCCUCUCCCCCCCUGCACCCCAACCCCAACGUGUCCAGAAAUGAGAGAAGAUAGUGCUAGAGUAUAUGAAAAUGUGGGGCUGAUGCAACAGCAGAAGAGUUUCAGAUGAGAAGAUGUUCAGAGCCUUCCAGGCCAAGGCAGACAUGAAAAUGGUUUUUAAAAAGGUCAGGAAAGAGAUGGAAGAAGCUUCACGUGAGCAGUGAACUCUGAGGGCUUGGUACCUUUUUAUUUACGGUUUUAAUCCUUCAGUAGGCAAAACUUCAGAGCAUCUAAAGAUUGUUUUUAUCUCUUCUCUCCAAUUUCCAAUUGCUCAUUUUCCAAAUAAAAGGAAAUCCUUUCUACAAGGUAGACAAUUACUUUGUAGAGUCAGUUUUGAAUCCUGCAAACUGUUGGACUGUCAUCCAUUUGUUUUUUUUUUUUAAAUAGUAUUUUGGUUUCACAGUAUGGCUGAUAGUGGGGUUGUUUUAUGGUUUUUUUUUUCCUUAUUUGAGCAGUUGUGGGGUUUUUGGGGGGGCACUGGGUGGGGGGUGGGUGCUGGGAGAGCCAUGCCAUGGAUAAAUCUGUGACAUGAAAUGUAAAAUACUGAUGGGAACAAUGUGGAUUGUUGGAAAACAGUGGAUCACCAGCGUGAAUAGAACCAAGUGCAUGAUCAAAUUAGUCCUGAUACAUUUCAAACUCAGACUGAGCUUCCUGGGGUGAGCAGUUCUUGAGAUGAAGGUGCUUUUUUGUGAUAAUUGGUGGCUUUGAUUCCAAUUUUGCUGUAUGGCUGGAUGGGCUAUUUUGGAGGAAUUUAUGCAAAGUUGCUUUUCCAUCAAAGUUUCUUUUCUGUGAUCUCUGCCCAGAAUAGGAAUCCCUGUGUCCUUCAGGAGACUUCACCUGGGGGUGGCUUGUGAGGACACUCUGUGGUGACUUUGAGACUGAAGCAGUAGAGUUCAGGUAUUAAUUAAUAAGCUGCAGGAUGUUCACACCAGUGAAACCAGUAACCCAGUGCUGGUGUCAGGAAGGAAGCUGUGAGCAGCCUCCUGCAUUUUCAGGGGAGGAGGGAUGUCCUGGUGGGACAGGGAGCAGCAGGGCCACACCAGGGGCACUGUCCCACCCCAAGUGCCUGGACCUUCCUGCCCCAGUUCCAUGGAAUUCCUUCCCCUGGCUCCAGCAGCUCCCCUUGGAUGGCAGGAUCAGCCUCAAGGAAUGGGGCUGGUGUCCCCCCAGCACCUUGUCCCUAAUUUUGGGGACAUUCUGUGACUUCAGUGGUGCUGAGGAGUGAUUCCCAUCCUCUCCCAGCAUGCCUGACCUUCCUGUGUCAUUGGAGUGGGGUUAUUGGCCUUCCUGGUGGAGCUCUGCUGGAGUCUGGAAUGUAAUUAUUGCAGCUUUGUGGGAGAUUGCAUCCCCUGCUCCUCAGAGUGCUUUGCAAAUUCCAAUGUUUGAGCAGUUUGUUUGAACUGAAUGAAGGUGCUUCAUAAAUGUUAAGCAGAAUUUUGUUCCUUAGCCUCUUGUCCUUUUUGUCUUUUGGGGCUUUGGGAUUUGAUUUUCUGGAACUCCUGUCACCAGCACACCAUAAAUGUGUUUGACUUUGUCACAGCCUUAUGCUCUAGCCCUGAAUCCUUACCCCUUCCCAGACUGGAAUAGAUGAUGAGGAGAGAGAAAUGUGGUGAUUUGGCAGAGAGAUUCCUGUUCUCCAUCCCCUGCCAGCCUGUCCCUAUUCCCAGCUCCCUCCUGCUGAACAGGGAUCAUUGGAAAUGUUGAGAUUUGCAUGGAGCAAUUCAAUAUUUGCCUCAAACUCUGUGCAGAGUCAAAUUCUGCACUUCAGAGGUUGGAGCAAGGUGGGGACACACCCAGGUGGGGUUUGGAGCUGCUCUGCUCCAAACUGAGAAAUCAAGGAGGGGAAAAGUGAGGAGAAAGGAGGGGAAGGAUCCUGAGGGAACCUCAGCACUCAGUUCCUGUGAAGUGUCUUAAACCCAAGCUGGAGCUGUGUGAGCAGCAGUCAGCCCACAGCCAGCUCAAAGUUGCCUCCUGACCUCGUUCAGAAGCUGCCUCUGGAGGGUUUGGUGUGGAAUUGUUCUCCUUGGGAGCAGGGAAUUGUUGCUGCAGAAUGUGUGUGAGUCCUGGGGAGCACAUGGUGGGGGAAUGUCAGUGAGGGGGAGCAGGAUCUGAAGGAUUCUAAAGGAAGAAAUUCUCCUUUCUGAACCAAAGGGGAGCCCCUGCACCCUAAAAUCUGUCACCAGAGACAGGGAAGGGUUUUAAAGCAUUUCCUGCAUGAAUUCCAGCAAAUCAUGUGGGGUUCUGCCAGAGGAAGCAAACAUCCUUUGGUUCAGGGGAGAGAGUGAAUGUGGCAUUCAGGGAUUGCCAGUUUUAGGGAGUUCAGUGGGGAGCUGAGCUUGUGGAGCAGGGAUGGAAAAGGAUUUCAGGCUCCUCUUGGAGCAACCUGUGAGAUUGACCCCAACUCCCCAGGCACAGUGAUUGAUGCCAGUGUGAAUUUGCUGCACACUUCAUUUACUGAAUGUUUUAGAGAAAUACAUUUAAUUUCAGCUAAUUCCUGUUAGGCCUGAUUGGUUCUAUUAAUCCUGACCAAACUUUCCUUUUUUUCCUCCUACAAAGUUGUGUUUGAGACAUGAUUAACCAGGCCACAGCUAACAAAGGUACCCAACCCACCCUGUUCCCUUUUUUUGUUGUAGGGCUGAGGAAAUUCACAGCUGGGACUAAGAUGUGUUGUCAGGGUUUGAUUUUUCUACCCAUAACUCCAUUAUUUCAAAUUAAUUGUUCAUUUCUCCCUUUUCAAUAGUGAAAGGUAAUGAAUAAUUUCAAGCCUGUUUAUUUAUGAUAUUACUGUGAUUUUUUUUUUUAUUGCAGUACUAAAGACUAAUGAAAAAAGAUCUUAUUAGAUGGAAUAGGCCUUGCAUUUUUUUUUCCUGCAAUGUAUGAAGUAUUGUACCAGAGUAUUAAAUGAAAUGUAAUAUUUUAUUGCAAAAUUUCUAUCCUUUAAAAGGAAUACAUUUAGGAUGUCAUCAAUUUGAUGUGAAUCAUGUAAAUGUUGAGAAAUGAGCUGUUUAUUCUACAUCUGGUGUUUCAAAAAGAUUUCACCUCUUGCCUUUUGCCCACAGUCUGUAGCCCAUUUGUCAAAAUGUGACAUUAAAUAAUAGUUCCUGUAUAGAAAUAGUGGUGGUUGUCCAUUGUUUUCUGGGCUGGUAUUUAUGGGGUUUAAUUCAGUUGCAGUGGGUUUGUUUUGUUUUUUUUUUUUUUUUUUAAUUGCUGCCAAGCUGUGUUAUCAGAAAUAAAUCAUAUCUGUAAACAGCAGAAAUUCCAUU